AUGCAUAUGCCUCACGACAACUACUUCCUGUGCCUCCUCGGCAUUCUCUUCGGCCUCUGGAUCGCUGUCUGGAUCGCAAUAGCGUGCCUGGACUUCCGCAUCAAUCGAGAAAUCACGAUGUAUACUAUGAACUACCUCUUCACCGGUCCACCUUACAUGUAUUGUGCGCAGCUACUAAGCAUUGCAAUCACCUGUCUCGGUCUACCUCCCGUCUUCACCUUUGGCUUCGACUUAGGGCCACCCGAACUAUGGGUGGACAACUUGGUUCUCCGAGAUAGCAAGAACGGCAUCUACGACCAGGAGGUUUCAUAG
Molecule: messenger RNA, 312 nt
Organism: Saxophila tyrrhenica
Lineage: Eukaryota; Fungi; Ascomycota; Dothideomycetes; Mycosphaerellales; Extremaceae
Exons: 1
Coding region: 1-312 (103 amino acids)
Source: RefSeq, a predicted model, not a curated record